AUGCAUCGACGAGGUGAUCUAAUUGCUAUCGGAGCUGGUAAGAUGUCUCCCUAUUUUUUAUUUAAUACGAUACAGGAUCCUACUCAAUUUAUUGCCUAUCAAUGUGAAACUGAGACUGAGGAAGCAUUUCCAGUUCCAGAUGAUAAGACAAAAAUCAAAUUUAUGACAUCUUAUUGCAAUGAUUUAUUCAUAUUUAUUUUGGAGGAUAACAAAUUUUACAUUAGAAAAUCUGGGUCAGAAGCAUGCGGUUUGAUUAUUACCCAACAGGGCAGCAACAUUGAUCAAAAAUUUAUAGAGUACAACAAGAUUUGGGUUCUCAACAAAGAAUACGACGAUCAAGAAGUGAGCUUAGGGCCAUGGCAUGCAUUUAUUACAGAAAACGGAUCCAUAUCAGAAAGUCAGAUUGGUUUUCUUUUUGAAGUUGAAAGAACUCACCGGAAGAGGCGCAUUAAGUGA
This is a messenger RNA of Naegleria lovaniensis, 456 nucleotides long. RefSeq lists its product as uncharacterized. The record is from RefSeq and is a predicted model, not a curated record. Bases 1 to 456 code for a protein of 151 amino acids. The transcript is spliced from 3 exons. Lineage: Eukaryota; Heterolobosea; Eutetramitea; Acrasida; Naegleriidae.